AUGAGAUACUCUCACAAUAAUAAUAGGAGCUCAAAAGUACUUUCAAUAUUAAUAUUACAGAUUGUUGCAGCGGAAUCAGAUUUUGCAACACCAACCACAACACCAUCAACAUGUGAAAAUUUCAGAUGUUUUCAAGGAUUGACUUGUGUAAUGUUGAAUGGAGUAGCUACAUGUGUUCAACAACAACAACAGGGAUCUUGUAAUAACUAUCAAUGCCAACAAGGUUUCCAAUGCCAAUUGGUCAAUGGUAAUCCAACAUGUAUUCAACAACAACAGGGAUCUUGUAAUAACUAUCAAUGCCAACAAGGUUUCCAAUGCCAAUUGAUCAAUGGUAAUCCAACAUGUGUUCCAAAUCAACCACCAAAAGACUUGUGUAGUCUGGUGAUCUGUCAACCGGGAUCGCAAUGUAUCAUGACCAAUGGCAGACCACAAUGUAUUCUCUCACAGCCACCACAAGACUUGUGCAGCCUAGUGCAAUGUCAAGAGGGUGCCAAGUGUGUACUUACCAACGGUAGACCAUCGUGUGUAUUCGUGAGAAACAGUUGCGACGGUGUGCGUUGUGAGGAAGGAUCUCGCUGUGUGCUUAUCAAUGGUGCUGUUCAAUGCAUUAAGGAGGAUCAUCCAAAAUCGUGUUCCGAAUUGAAAUGCUCUGGAAAAACACCAAAGUGUAUCCUGCUCAAUGGUGUACCAACCUGUAUCGCUAUCUCACCGACACCUGAUCCAACCACUUGCACAUUGCCAUGUCCACUCGGAAAGAAAUGUGUCAUCGUUCGUGGAAAACAAACAUGCAUUGAGAAGGAACCACCUCCCCAUCCACCCUUGACUUGUGACAGAAUCAACUGUCCACCAGGUUUGAUCUGUCAAGUCAUUGCCAAUUACAGUAUUACCUGUGUUCCAGAAUUCAACACUGCAGUUACCACUAGUGGUCUCGGUUCAAUCACUCCAACCUGUGAUCAAAUCACAUGUACCAAGGGUGCAUGUGUCAUGGUUAACUACCAACCACAAUGUAUUUUGAACUUGCCAACUUGUGAUACUGUCAUCUGUCAGAGAGGUCACACUUGUUUCGUAUCCAAGAGUGGUGCCACCUGUAUCGCAACAAUGAAACCACCCAAUCCACCACCAGCAUGCUGUAAGGCAACCUGUUGUCCAGAGGAUAUGUUCUGUAUCGAGCUGAAUGAUCAACCAAAGUGUAUAUACGCCAAUCCACCACCAAGACCAGGAGGAAGUGGUCCGUGCCGUUCAGUCAAAUGUCCACCUGGAAUGGCAUGCGCCAACGUCCAAGGAGAGCCAAUGUGUACCUACGUCACCGACAGAACCAUUUGCAAGGAUGUCGAGUGUCCAUCUGGAAUGCAAUGUGUCUCAGUCAACUACGAACCAAUGUGUACCUAUGUUAUCACCGGUGGUACCGGAACCAUCAGUGGAUCGCCAACAGGAGCAUCUGGACAUUUCGGAUGCAAGUCUGAUGCUCAAUGCCCAACCCACCAGAAAUGUGUUAACGUCAAUGGUUUACUUCAAUGUGUCGCUCUACCAAGCAAACAAAUUUGUGGUAACGUCAUGUGUAUGGAACCACAAUUCUGUAGCAAUGUCAAUGGUGCCCCAGUUUGUGUAACCGAAUCAUCCACUGCGCUCUGCAGAGACAUGAAUUGUCCAGAUCCAAGUGUAUGUGCUGUCAAGGACAACGUUGCCAAAUGUGUAUUCUUAUCCGAUUACCAUGAGAACCAAGGUGGAGGUCUAUGCGCCGCAGUAUUGUGUAAUGCUCCAGCAGUUUGUGUCGAGUUCAACAAUAUGGCAAUGUGUCGUUACCCAGCCGCCGGUUUCAGAAAAGGUGUUCAACAAAUUGCCGACGGUUACAUCCUCGAACUUCCAUCCCAGAGAAAUAAGAUUCCCAUGACCAUUUACUCCAAGCCAUCGGAAUGCGACAGUGUUGCAUGUGAACUGUGGAAUGCCACUUGUAUUAUGCUCGACGGAACUGCCUACUGUGCACGUGGUGGAGAGGGUCAGUUCUCCGAUCCAAACUCACCACAUUGUCCACUGAUCAGCUGUCCAUCUGACACCACUUGCAGAGAGCACAACGGUAUCCCAUACUGUGUCAAAGUCAAUCCAUGCAAGACCUUCAGAUGUCCAAACGACCAGAGCUGUCGUGUCAACGAAGACAAUGAACCAUACUGUGCCUCACAGAAUGCCAGUGGUUGUACCGGUAUCACUUGUUCCAAAGGCUACCAGUGUCAUGACGGUAAAUGCUACCGUGACUGCAGUACAUUUGAUUGUCCAAGCCGAUUCCAUAAAUGUAUAAUGGUUAAUGGAGCAAAGAAAUAA
This is a messenger RNA of Heterostelium album PN500, 2316 nucleotides long. RefSeq lists its product as uncharacterized. The transcript is spliced from 4 exons. Lineage: Eukaryota; Evosea; Eumycetozoa; Acytosteliales; Acytosteliaceae. The record is from RefSeq and is a predicted model, not a curated record. Bases 1 to 2316 code for a protein of 771 amino acids.